Messenger RNA from Gossypium arboreum, 1535 nucleotides. Its product is annotated as protein LIGHT-DEPENDENT SHORT HYPOCOTYLS 3-like. Bases 163 to 729 code for a protein of 188 amino acids. Gene Ontology annotation, cellular component: nucleus. The transcript has a single exon. Gene Ontology annotation, biological process: response to light stimulus; mRNA transcription. The record is from RefSeq and is a predicted model, not a curated record. Lineage: Eukaryota; Viridiplantae; Streptophyta; Magnoliopsida; Malvales; Malvaceae.
CCCUAAAAUCAAAGUAGCUGAACCAAGAAGAGAAAGUACUACCGCACUAAUCUUCUUCUUCUUCUUCUUCUUUUUUCUUUUUUUAUUCCAAUUGUUAAUUGAUAAAGCCCAAAAUGAAUUAUUUGUUGUAGACGAUACUAUUAAAAACUGUGCUCUCUAUCCAUGCCCAUGGAUUCAUUUCCAGAAAUGGAUAGCUUCAACUUGGAAAACGCUAGCCUCAACAUUAGCAAUAACGGUGCCACAUCACUUGCAACCUCGUCUUCUUCGACGUCAAGCCGGUACGAGAACCAAAAGCGCCGUGACUGGAAUACCUUUGGACAGUACCUGAAGAAUCAUAGGCCCCCACUUUCACUCUCCAUGUGUAGUGGAGCACACGUCCUCGAGUUCCUUCGCUACCUCGACCAAUUUGGAAAAACCAAAGUCCACACUCUUAACUGCCCCUUCUAUGGCCUCCCAAACCCACCUGCCCCUUGUCCAUGCCCGCUCCGUCAAGCCUGGGGUAGCCUCGAUGCUCUCAUCGGCCGCCUCCGAGCUGCCUUUGAAGAAAAUGGCGGAAAACCUGAAGCAAACCCAUUUGGAACCAGAGCUGUGAGGCUUUAUCUUCGUGAGGUUCGCGAUUUGCAGUCAAAAGCAAGAGGGAUUAGCUAUGAAAAGAAGAAGCGUAAGAGACCCCUAGCCAACCAAACCCCAACUCUUCCAGUGCCACCACCACCACCUAGUGCAAUCUGAAAUAGGCAUCGCCAAAACCCCAUAACCAUAAGCAAGCUGCAGUUUAAUUAAUCUAGCAUAUGACUAAAUGUUCCUCCCUGGCUGCUGCUUUGCUUGAUCUAUGAAGGGUAUAGUUUUCUUUCACUUUUUCCAUCAGCUAUAUGGUAUUGGUUUGAGACAUAAGUACUAUAUUAUUUUUAGGGUAGUUUUACUUCUCGAUGCCUUGUGCCUUUCUACUUUCUGUUAGAGUGGUAAAAACUGGUAAUGCUUUUGAGACUUUCGGGGACUCCUUUGAAAUCUACUUUUGAUGCAAACAGUGUCAGUAUCCUCAGUAGUGAACUAGUACUAAAAAAACAGUCAUUCUAGGAGUGACUGUACUAGCAGUUGUUGUUGCCUAAGUGGAACUGAUCAUUGCCGAAGUAAUUAACCAUAUGGUUGAAGUUCAUAUCUUUCUUUAUAUCUCUAUAUCUCUCUUCCCAGUCCAAUUCUUGGCAGUCACCUUCAUUGCUGUUUAUAGCAUCAGCUUGAAACAACUUUACAUGAGGAUCAUGAGUCAGAUUUGUGGAGAGCACUAUAUUUGUUUAAUGGCUUGGCUUUGUUGCAGAUGGAAGUCAGUUUUCAUCUCUCUGCUGCUACUCAUCUUUUCUCUCCUUUCUUAUGUCUUCACAUUUUAAACAACAACAUCAAAUCAUUUGAAGAUUGAUCUUAAUAUAUAGUGCUAAUACUUAGAUCGAGAGGAAGUAUAAUAUAUGCAUGUAAGGAUUUUGUGAUUAACAUUGGCUUUAAAGAAUGAUUGAGACCUUCCCUCUGAAGUUUUAAAUAAGAUA